GCCGAUCCCUCUUGAUCUGAAGAAGAUGGAUACAGUGACGACUAGAUCGCCUGCAAAGAGGGUGGUGACCCAUCACCAAAAAGAAGUCUACGAGUCAAGGGACAAGAAGCUACAUGUCCUCCUCCCUUACGAUAUGGAGGUGGAGACACUGACUAGAUUGCCUGGAAAGUCGCUUAUGAAGUUCCUAUGCGUGUGCAAGACUUGGUAUUCCCUUAUCCGAAGCCAAAGAUUCGUGGCUUCAUACUGCGCUGCGAAGCCAUCCCGUUUUAUAGUCGCUUUCACCAACAAUGCAGGUGGUGAUGAUCCCAAGCGUCUGUUCAUCUUGUCGGGAGAGGAGGAAACUUCUUCUUCUUCUUCUUCUUUGGUUGCCAAUCUAGACAUGACAAUACCCUCAGUGACCUUGCCUCACGGCGCCUACAAGUAUUUUUCCGUCCAUGGCUUUAUCACUUGUUUUGAGAUGUCAAAUUUCAUUAUAUGUAACCCUAGCACGGGGCAAGUCAUUACCUUUCACUGCAAGGCACCGGCCACAUCCUUGGGAUACGAUCCUGUAGAUGAUCAAUUCAAAGCAUUGACCCAUGUGACAUCUAACUAUGAUCAUAACCCUAGUGUCAUGGUGCACGAGGUUAUAACACUUGGACGAGGAGGAGUAGUAUCUCGUACCCAACUUACCUCCCCGCCUUAUUACCGUGUAACUAGGGGACGAUGCAUCAAUGGUUUCAUGUAUUAUGGUGCUUAUGCUCCAUGGGAAAGUAAGACUCCUGUGUUUGUGUGUUUUGAUGUUAGACAUGAGAGGAUACUAAGUUUUAUCACAACGCCUCCGGAGGUCCUGGUUUGGCAGGCUUUUACAUCAUUGAUAGAAUACAAAGGGAAGCCAGCUGUCGUUGUACCAAACUGUUUGAGAGUAAGUGGUUCUUCUUUCAACUGUUUUAAUCUUUGGAUACUGGAGGAUGUGACGAAACAUGAGUGGUCCAAACAAACAUUUGAGCUUCCCUUGUAUUUUCCCUUCACUCUUGGGAUGGGUCAGCGUAUGAUCUCCCAAGGAACCAACAAGGCUGGUGAAAUCAUUUUCUCCCCAACAACUCUGCCAGGCCGUGCCAAGCCCUUCUAUGUUUUCUACUUCAACCCAGACACGAAGAGCACGAGAAGAGUCAGGAUCCACGGAGUCGCUGAUACUGAAGAGUUCUGGAGCCGUUAUGGACUCACAGGCAUAUGCUGCGUCUCUUUCUCACCCCAACACAAUGAUAGUAUUGCUUUUUUAUAAUAAUGUGUUUUGUUGAUGUGUAAGAGCUUGCUUGGUAAACUAAACAAAACUAAACUCUGGGGAUUUUUUUUUUUUUUAUCAAAUAAUUAUGCAUCAAACUUGUUUUUGCGACUCGCAUUUGUUUCUUUUUCCUUCUUUAUUUUGUGUUUAUUUUAGUUUCACAACUCUUUUACUUAUAUUUGUAUAUACUUGUGUAUUGUGUUAUAUAUGCACUAGAUUUCUUUUGUA
Messenger RNA from Brassica oleracea var. oleracea, 1489 nucleotides. RefSeq names its product F-box protein At1g30790-like. Gene Ontology annotation, molecular function: protein binding. The coding region runs from base 26 to 1261 and encodes 411 amino acids. The transcript has a single exon. Lineage: Eukaryota; Viridiplantae; Streptophyta; Magnoliopsida; Brassicales; Brassicaceae. The record is from RefSeq and is a predicted model, not a curated record.